UUUCGUCAUUGCUGAUUGAUUAUACCCCAUGCCCACCUCCACAAUCGUCAGCAGUUCAGCACUCACCAGCUACUCCAGUACUACUCGCGCAAAUCUGUAGCAGCAUCCGCCGCCGCCGGCUGCUUCGUGGAAAUGGGCAAGAAAGCUAUCCGAUACGCCGUCGUGGAUGCCUUCGCGGCCGAGCCAUUCAAGGGCAACCCUGCAGCGGUGUGCCUGCUCGAAGACGAGGGCGCCGCCGCGGACGAGCGGUGGAUGCAGUCCGUCGCCGCCGAGUUCAACCUCUCGGAGACCGCCUUCCUCGUCCGCGACUCCUCCCGGCCAGCCGCCGCCGCCCCGCGGUUCCACCUCCGAUGGUUCACUCCCGUCACCGAGGUCGACCUCUGCGGGCACGCGACGCUGGCAUCGGCGCACUUCCUCUUCACGACUGUUCUCGCCGACCAUGUCAUGGUGGAGUUCAUGACCAGGUCCGGGAUACUAACUGCCAAGAAAGUUACUGCACCAGGGAGUACUGGUGUCUCAGAAGAAGAGCAGGGGAAGCUGUUUAUUGAGCUGGAUUUCCCCAUGGACAGUUUUAUGGGUUGCAACAUCACCGGCGAUACGCCUUUGAUCCCUGAGACUCUAAAUGGCUCUUCAGUUGUCAGUGUUCACAAAUCGAAGGCCGACGGUGACCUCAUUGUGGAACUUUCUUCAGCAAAAGAGGUUGCCGAUAUCGUUCCUAGCAUUGACGAAAUAAAAAGUUUGGACAGCAGGGGUCUUAUUGUUACAGGACCGGCACCUGCUGGAUCUGGUUAUGACUUCUUCACACGUUUCUUCUGCCCAAAAUUUGGGAUAGAUGAGGACCCUGUUACUGGCAGUAUACAUUGUGUUUUGGCACCCUAUUGGGGAAGAAAGCUGGGGAAGCAAAAGUUGACGGCAUAUCAAGCAUCUCCAAGGGGUGGAACACUAUACCUGGAACUGGACGACCCAAAUGGGAGAGUCCAAAUCAAGGGAGAAGCUGUUACUGUGAUGGAUGGGACACUCCUAGCCUAGAUAGCAUGCCAUUGUCAUCAAUGUACUCGUUUAUGCUUCGAAGUACAGCAGUUCAUGGAGUUGUAGUAUGACCUUGAUGCUGGCAACUGUAUUUGCUGUUGUAUGCUGGUUUAACAAUAAACUGGAUGAGGUAUAAUAUAAAAUUUCCUGA
Lolium perenne is the source of this 1180-nucleotide messenger RNA. RefSeq lists its product as uncharacterized. Gene Ontology annotation, cellular component: cytoplasm. The record is from RefSeq and is a predicted model, not a curated record. Gene Ontology annotation, molecular function: isomerase activity. Gene Ontology annotation, biological process: biosynthetic process. Lineage: Eukaryota; Viridiplantae; Streptophyta; Magnoliopsida; Poales; Poaceae.